This is a messenger RNA of Cottoperca gobio, 2339 nucleotides long. RefSeq names its product isovaleryl-CoA dehydrogenase (gene ivd). Gene Ontology annotation, molecular function: flavin adenine dinucleotide binding; 3-methylbutanoyl-CoA dehydrogenase activity. Gene Ontology annotation, cellular component: mitochondrion. Gene Ontology annotation, biological process: L-leucine catabolic process. NCBI's taxonomy places the organism in Eukaryota, Metazoa, Chordata, Actinopteri, Perciformes, Bovichtidae. The record is from RefSeq and is a predicted model, not a curated record.
UACUGAAACACACUCCAGUCCAGUAGGCGGCGUUAACGCGCCAAUGAGCUAGUUUACCGAGCGCCAAGAAAGAAAAAGAAAAAGACGUGGAUGACGUUUGUUGUAGACUGCUGGUAAAUAGUAGCAGAGUGUCUCUGCUAAAGGAGAGCUAGUAAAGUUUUGUAUAUUUCUAUCCUUUUAACUGUUGGUCUCCAGGCAACACCAUGUUUGCCGUCAGAAACGCUCUCCGCCUCGGCUCCCGGUUGUCCAUCCCCGCGGUGGCGAGGAGGGGAUGCGCCGGUGCUUCCAUCCCGGUGGACGAUAUGGUGAACGGACUCACCGACGACCAGAUACAGGUUAGCAGUCGGUUUCGUAAAUUCUGUGCAGAAAAGCUUGCACCUCAAGCUGACGAGAUUGACAAGACAAAUGAAUUUCCAGGAAUGCAGGUUUAUUGGAAAGAAAUGGGGGCGAUGGGACUCCUUGGGAUCACUGCUCCAGAGGAGUAUGGGGGAACAGGAUUGGGCUUCCUUGAUCAUGUCAUUGUGAUGGAGGAAAUGUCACGAGUGUCAGCAGCCAUUGCUCUCAGUUACGGCGCCCACUCUAAUCUCUGUGUCAACCAGAUGGUACGACACGGCAACAAGAAACAGAAAGAGAAAUACUUGCCAAAGUUAAUGACAGGAGAGCACAUAGGAGCCCUGGCCAUGAGUGAGCCCAACGCCGGCUCUGAUGUUGUAUCCAUGAAACUCAGAGCCGAGAAGCAAGGCGACUACUACGUCCUGAAUGGCAACAAGUUCUGGAUCACAAAUGGGCCAGAUGCCGAUGUCCUUAUUGUUUACGCAAAGACAGAUCCCGAGGCCUAUCAAAAAGGCAUUACAGCUUUCAUUGUUGAAAAAGGUAAAUCCAGUCAAGGAAUGCCUGGAUUCUCUACAGCACAGAAGCUCGACAAACUCGGCAUGAGGGGCUCCAACACCUGCGAGCUGGUCUUUGAAGACUGCAAAGUCCCAGGUGUGUACAUUCUUGGUCCGUUGAACAAAGGUGUUUAUGUGAUGAUGAGCGGCUUGGAUCUGGAGAGGCUGGUGCUUUCAGCAGGGCCUGUUGGCAUCAUGCAGUCAGUUUUGGACAAUGCUGUUCCCUACCUGCACGUCAGAGAAGCUUUCGGACACAAGAUCGGACACUUUCAGCUAAUGCAAGGCAAGAUGGCUGACAUGUACACCAGGCUGAGCUCCUGUCGACAAUACUUGUACAACGUCGCCCGGGCUUGUGACAAAGGACACUUCAGUGCAAUGGAUUGUGCCGGAGUGAUCCUGUAUUGUGCGGAGAACGCCACUCAGGUUGCUUUGGAUGGCAUUCAGUGUUUGGGUGGGAACGGCUAUAUCAACGACUACCCCAUGGGGAGAUUCUUGCGUGACGCAAAGCUGUAUGAAAUCGGCGCAGGCACAAGUGAAGUUCGUCGGCUCAUCAGACGAGCCUUUAACGCCAUGUACAAAUAAUCAGAACUGAGAAAUGGCAAUCGCUAAAUACUGAAACGAGUGGUUUACCAUGGAUACACACAGUUACUCACACCAAGGGCCUUAUACUGUAGGAAGUGUCGCUGCUGUUGGAUGAACACAUGUUUCAGAAUCAGUGUCACACAGGAUUUUAAUUCAUAUAUGAAACCACUGAAUUGGCAGAUGUUACAAGCUGAAAUGCUUUGACUCGAUCACCAUUGAAAUGCUAAUAAAGCGAUACAAUUCUAAGUAUUGAACCUCAUUAACAGGUUGUAUGUUCAUUGUAUUAGUUUAUUUUGACCCCCUGACUGGAUGUCCAAAACCCAAACUGCUGCUGCUGUUUCUCCUUCAACAAACCAUGUUGUUAUUUCAAGGGUUAUAAUGAAUAAUAGAAUGAAUGAAUUCUCGAUACUGUUAUUAUAAAAGAAAAAAGUAAAACUGACGUUUUUUGAGCUAAUGGUGAGGGGCUCAGCACUCUGUGACACCGUGUUGCUUAGAUAACACCGGAGAACAUCCCAUAAUGACUUUUCUUCACUAUCACUAUAGUUGAUUUGGAAAAAAAAGGCCUGAGUUUUUUUUUAAUAUAUAAUUGUACUUUCAUGAUUUCAAUGCAAAUUGAGUUGCUGCUCAAUAAGGAGAAUAAUAUCUGAUUUCUGAGUAGCAUGUUGUAGAGAAUAGAGAUUAGAAAACAGUUUGUCAGGAGCAAACAUAUUCCACUGUUAUAAUGUCUGUACAGCCCGACUGGAGAAACACUCCUGAAGAUGUUUGUCUGCUCUUCUCCAAGGGACUCAUUGUAGAUGUACAGUGUAAUAAUGUAUGAAAUAAGGUAGUGUUGUUUUCCAUAAAUAAACAAAUGUUAUAUUUAUUUCUGGA